GCGCCGCCAGCUUCUGGAAUUUGACGAUAGCUCACUGCGACAUCAUCCACGCUUAUUCACUCCAUCACCCCUCCUCUCGCUCGCGCCUCUCCUUCCUUCUUGUCGACACCGUGCAGCAUUCAAUUGACUUUGUAUAUGCUGCAAACACCAUGUCGACCACAAAGGAGGCCAAGAAGCCGCUGCACUAUCCCUUCUGGUUCGGAGGGAGCGCAAGCUGUUUUGCUGCGUGCGUAACGCAUCCGCUAGAUCUGGUCAAGGUGCGCCUUCAGACGCAGAAAGCAGAGGGUCCACGCAAGAACAUGCUCCAAAUGACCCUUCACGUCGCAAAGCAAGAUGGUUUCUUAGGCCUCUACCGCGGUCUCUCCGCGUCCAUCCUCCGCCAAAUGACAUACUCCACAACGCGCUUCGGCGUAUACGAAGAACUCAAAUCCCUCUCCACAACACCUACCUCUACGCCCUCAUUCCCUGUCCUCAUCGCCAUGGCCAGUACAUCCGGCUUCCUCGGCGGUGUCGCCGGCAACCCGGCCGACAUCAUAAACGUCCGCAUGCAAAACGACGCGGCCCUGCCACCUGAGAAGCGACACAACUACCGACACGCUAUUGACGGGAUAAUCCGCAUGUCGCGGUCCGAGGGACUCGGCAGUCUGUUUCGGGGCGUGUGGCCGAAUAGUGCGCGGGCAGUGCUCAUGACGGCGUCUCAGCUGGCCUCCUACGACAUCUUCAAGCAACAAUUACAGAGACGACUCGAGAUGAAGGAGGGCUUGACGCUGCACUUUUCUGCGAGUUUAUUGGCUGGGUUUGUGGCUACGACGGUGUGUUCGCCAGCGGACGUGAUCAAGACCCGGGUUAUGAGCUCGACGAAGAAUGGCAGUUUGGUGGGCUUUGUGUUGAGCUUGUUCCAGAAAGAAGGCUUUACGUGGAUGUUUCGUGGGUGGGUGCCGAGUUUUAUUCGGUUGGGCCCGCAUACGAUCGCAACCUUCUUGUUCCUGGAGCAGCACAAGAAGAUCUACAGAAAAGUCUAUCACAUAGACGAAAAGGCUGCAUAAUCAGGCAUUAGCUGCCUCGUAAACGACAAUCCUGGACCGUUGUACAAAUGGGCUGGACCAUUUGGAGUUGCGUUUGAAUAUAAUUUAGCUGCAUUCGCAUGGCGUUGGAAAUUUGAUAGUCUCUUAUUGGUCCUUCGAGCGCCAUUGAUUCCUUAGCUAGCGAUAGAACUCACUUGGUAAUAUAUAGGAAACGAAAACGGAUGGAAAGAUGACUUUUCUCUUUGAAUUUCUCAUCUUAGCACCGCGAGACUAGCAGGACAAGUUACAGUGACUGCAUCAGUCUCACAGGCCGUGUGAUAGUAAUACCGACAAUGUCAACGCCU
Molecule: messenger RNA, 1369 nt
Organism: Pseudovirgaria hyperparasitica
Lineage: Eukaryota; Fungi; Ascomycota; Dothideomycetes; Acrospermales; Acrospermaceae
Product: mitochondrial carrier
Exons: 4
Coding region: 150-1046 (298 amino acids)
Biological process (GO): malate transmembrane transport; phosphate ion transmembrane transport; oxaloacetate transport
Cellular component (GO): mitochondrial membrane
Molecular function (GO): thiosulfate transmembrane transporter activity; sulfate transmembrane transporter activity; antiporter activity
Source: RefSeq, a predicted model, not a curated record